Prorocentrum cordatum is the source of this 2550-nucleotide messenger RNA. The record is from the annotation of a GenBank genome assembly. NCBI's taxonomy places the organism in Eukaryota, Dinophyceae, Prorocentrales, Prorocentraceae.
GCAGGCGACUCGUUGAUGGCGCUCGAACCUGGGGCAUGGGUCCUGGUGGCCUACGACCUCCCAGGCGUGGUGGGCGCCCUCUACCACGAGCGGCUCAUCGCAGCGGUCGGGGCCGACGCGCAGCGCGGCGUCCUGACGCCCGAUGGCGACCACCACAUCGAGCAGAUCUCCCUCGCCAACGCCGACCUGCGGGACAUCCGUGCGCUGGCUGGCCGGGGCGCGGCACCCGCCGGGAUAAAUCCCGAUCGGAUCCACCGAUUCCGGCGGGUGCCCACCCCGGCGGAGAGGGCUCAGCACUUCGCGGACGGGGCCCUCCUUGCUGGCGUCGCGGCCGCGCCGGCCGCGCAGCCGGCGGCCGCCGCGGCGGGCGCCCCGCGCCUGGGUGCCGCGGCGGGCGCCUUCCAGCGGGUCUGGGUCGUGGCCGAGGAUGCAGCAGGCCUCCAGCGAGGCCAGGUGAUCGCGGACUUCGGCGACGCGCCCACGAUCGACGGGGACAUGGCCAUCGUGACCCUCCCUGCUGGCAAGGUGUUCGCUCGGCAGAUGGGCGAGGACGAGGUCAGAGGCUACGCCAGCGACGAUCUACGCGUCCUUCCCGUCGCCUUCGAUGCGAGCGGCAGCCGCAGGCGCCCGUUCGCAGGGGCCGUCGACCUGCUCGACGACGCGCUUCCGCAGGGCGGACUCGGGCUCGAGGGCGCUGCCUCGGUCGGUUGGGUGCUGCGACGCUGGAGAGACGGAGAGCUGCUGAGAUUCCGCUCUCUCUAUGAUGAGGGGGCCGCGUGCCCGGCGCGGGCUCGCGACAGGGAGCUCGUCGACAUGCCGAGGCCAGUCUCGACGCCGCCAGCCCUCCUCGACGUGAUCGACCCUGUCGGACAGGAGAUGCUACAGGAUUGGAUAAACACCAUGUGGCUAGAUCAGGACGAGUGGGGGCGCGUGAUCGAGAGUUCACCGCCCAUCGCCCCGUUCAUGGACGUCGAGCUGCGCAAGGAUCCCGAGCUCUAUCGGGGCUUCGUCAGGGACCUGCACGCCGCUGGGCUGCUCUCCUUCACCACGGAGCCGAAGGACUGGGUGGACCCGCUCUUCGUUGGCAAGAAAUCUGGAAGGUUGAGGCUGGUGCUCGACGCUCGGGCCUCCGACAGGCGCUUCCGCAAGCGCCCCCCGCAGGCGAUGGGUUCGGGGGCUUCCAGGGGCAGGCUGGAGUUGAAGGGGCCGAGGUGUCUCCGCGACCGGUGGAGGUCAUCAAUGCUGAACCCCUGCCUCAUGUCAGUGCUCCGUGGGUGCUGCGAUUUCGUCGCCAGCCCCGUGGGCCAGCUUGGGGGGCUCUGGGCAGCAGCUGCCCGGGAGUUCUCGGUCUUUCGGAGGCUGCUCUUUUCCUGCGCCGCCGACCUGGGGCGACCCUACUGCAGCGCUGUGGGUAUGCACGACUCCAGUCUGACAGGAACUGCCGUCGCCACCGCUGAGAUGCCUGCCGACAUUGCGAAGAGCAUCGGGCGAGUUGGCGAGCGCUCACGUUUCAAAGGGCGCGACGGGGCCUUGCCUCCACGCGUCUCCGCUCUCGGUCUGCCUGGCGACCCGUUCUCGGGCCCGCGGGCCGCCCUGCCCUGCGAGCGUCGUAGCAGGGAGGGCGACGCCCCUUUGGUCACCAAUCCUUUCUUUGAGGAAGUGCCCAAGAAGCACUUGGCGCGAGCCUCGUGGGCAAACAGGAUGGCUCGAGCACCUCCAGAGAGCUCCGACCCGAUCGACAUGACGUUCCUCGAGGCCAGCUCGAUCAGCAGGGCGACUCAGACGGACUACGACAGGAGGCUGAGCGAGUUCCAGACCUUCGCGACGACGAGGUCGCUCAGGCUAUCUUCCCCGGAGGCGACCGACGCGGCCUUGACCGCCUACGCCAACGCCCUGUGGAGGGAUGGCGCACUGGUCACCGAAGUCGACAAGGUCUACGCCGCGUGGAUCUUCUACCAGCCGAGUUUCGGCCCGCGGGGCCCGCGCCCGUUGUCUCGGAUGUUGCGGGCCCUGAAGGGCAUGAGGCAGCUCGACCCUCCGAGGUCGCGGCCGUCGAUGCCGUUGCCCCACCUUUGCCUGAUCGCGCUGCAGCUGGUGAUCCUGGGAUUCCCCUUGGAGGCGAUGGUCUGCCUGUUGACGUUCGUUGGCUACCUGCGCCCCGGCGAGGCGAUGGCGAUCACGGAGAUGUCCGUCGCCCCCCCAGCGGGCCCCAGCAAGUUCGCGGCCCUGGACAUGUUCCCGGAGGAGACCGCGCAGAGCUACUCGACCGCCCGCGACCACUGGGUCAAGGCGGUCAGCGCGGCGGGGCAUGGCCAGUUCGACUGCGCGAUGUACCAGAUCCGCCGCGGCGGCGCAGGCUGGGGCACCCUCAUCCGCAUCCGCAGCAGGAAGGAGGUCAAAGCCAGGGGGGGCUGGAUGUCAGAUGCCAGCCCGUUGCGGUACGAGAGCGCCGCGAGCGCCCAGCAGAUGGAGGGCGCGGUCUCGGCCGAGGUGCAGACGAGGGCGCAGCGCGCCGUCUCGCAGCUGCCCGCCGCGCUCCGCGCGCGCUAG